AUGAACAUCCAAUAUCACGGUGAUCCAUAUUCCAUCAAAACCGCCCAUUUCGCUUUGUCAAGCCCAGCUUCAUUCAGUAAAGUCCUAUGCCAUCAUGGCCACGAGAUUCUGCACAAGAAUUGCGGCUUGUGCGCUUGUAUUCGAUCUCGUGCUGAGCAAAACUUCUGCAUAAUCCUUAUCUGCCGUGUUGCCGGACGCCGCAUCAACUUACGAGCUUUUGCAACCCGCGCAGCCGCAGUCCACAAGCCUAACUACGUCCCUAAGUAUGUAGGUACCUAGGUAAGAUAUCUAAGUGAUGCCGACAAUGUGCUCGACCGUCCAGUCCAACAAUUGAUACAGCCCGCUGUUGGCGGUUCAACGAGCCACUUCAACCUGGCGUUAAGCGGCGUGGGAUCUCAUGGGUGAAACCGUGAUCAUCCGUAAAUAUCUGAAAGAUUGUCAGCAAAAGUCACCCUGAUCUCAGGCCAAUGACCGGCGAGUCCGUGAAGCUACAGGAUAGCGCUGCAACGGUCGUAUUGAAUCUACACAUGCAGGAGCUAAGUUGGGUAGUUUUCCAUCCACAGAGGCCCCUGUCGAGAGACCCUUGGCGACCUGCACUGUAGUCUGUAGCACCUCAUGGAUCAUGUCAUGUCCCGGCAUGUGGGUUUUGAUGCUUGACACGAACGAACGACGCCGGUUCCAAUGUGCUCUAAAAAAAAAACCAACGCCCCCACUGGUGGAUACUUAUCCAUGCUUGAUGGGCGAUUACUGCGCUACAUAAAUUCAGGGACCAGACUAAUAAAAGUUGCUGUCCUCCAUCAUCUACCUGAGUAGUGAUACUCUAUUUCAUGGCAGCUCCCUAGGUUGUUUGUGGAUAACUCACCUAGUCACCGUCCCUCGUUGACCGCUCAAUUGCAUAGCUUAGAGACAUGUGGAUAAGGAGGUUCCCGAUGCUUGGGAAAUGCCAUGUUCAUGAGGCUACUGAGGUCCAGUGUACACUGAUAUUGACAAGAGAGUUAAGACUCGACAAAGACUGCUAACAAAUAUUUAGACAUGGAAUUUUAGAACCUUGGAGCAUCGCUGAAACAUUGAAAGUUACUGGAAACCUACACAUAGUCGAACAAUAUUCUGCAACUGCAUUACUUCCGCCUGCUCAAUUUCGCCCAUCGUCUACAAGAAUUCCAUUUCUGAAGGCUUUCGUGUCUGAAGUGGUGACUAGGAGUUCAAUUGGGCUUGUAGUAUAUCUUACAAAACUUUGUAUAGUCUCUCAAGUAUCGCUUGAGACAACAGAUAAAAUGCUUACCGUCAAUUCCAAACAACGAGGUAUGUCCGAACGGCGGCUGGCGGCAGAUAUGAUCAAGUACAGGAUACCUAUCCCGCAAGAUGCUAUCUGACGAAAAAGAGCUGUUCAGUGAUGUGAGAUUUCCACUGGAGAUGAUGCGUCAUCGUGUUCUAAUUUGACUC
This is a messenger RNA of Fusarium verticillioides 7600, 1443 nucleotides long. RefSeq lists its product as hypothetical. The transcript is spliced from 4 exons. Lineage: Eukaryota; Fungi; Ascomycota; Sordariomycetes; Hypocreales; Nectriaceae. Bases 1 to 279 code for a protein of 92 amino acids. The record is from RefSeq and is a predicted model, not a curated record.